UUCAUCGGUGCAGUUGGGCGUUGGACUCAGCAUCUUAUUAGUGACCAGGGAAAUUUCUCCAUUUUCUGAGCUGUCUACAGUGUCACGGGCACAAAUUUGGGAAUUAAAAAAUUACUUGAACUCUCCAGAGGGUUUUUUUCUACACUUUUUCUCUCGGAGACUGGAUUUGAUCGCUGUUUUCAGUGCGCUCGUGAGCCAGGUGUUUUAUUCUAUAAGGAAGAGGCUUGUUGCUCUUUGUUCUGUAUUGGGAUCUGUUGAGCUCUUUGUUGGAGAGAAAGCAUGGGAGCGCAAUUCUCUAAGACAGCUGCAAAGGGAGAAACGGCUGCAGAAAAACCCGGAGAGGCUGCAGCUUCACCCUCCAAAGCUAACGGACAGGAAAAUGGCCACGUGAAGGUGAACGGAGAUGCAUCUCCAGCGGCUGCUGAGGAGAAGGAAGAGGUUCAUGCUAACGGCAGUGCAGCAGCUGAGGAGGGAGAGAAGGCUGAGGCAGCUCCAGCUGAAAAGCAGGCUGUGGAGGAAGAUCCAGCAAACACAGAAGUGAGUGCAGCCACUGAAGAGGAGGCCGCGAAAGCUGAGGAUGCCGCAACUCCAUCCACAAGCAACGAGACGCCGAAGAAGAAGAAGAAGCGCUUCUCUUUUAAGAAGUCCUUCAAGUUGAGCGGCUUCUCUUUUAAGAAAACCAAGAAGGAGACGGGGGAUGGAGAUGGCGGUGAGGAGGAGGCCAAAACCGAGGGAGCUGAAGCUGUUGAAGCAGGUGUGUCAGAAGAAAAGGAGGCAGAAUCCAAACCAGAGGAGAAACCAGUAGAGGAGCCCGAGGCUGCCAGUCCUGCCCCUGAGGAGUCCAAAGAGGAGGAGAAACCCGCAGAGUCCGCAGCGGUGACAGAGUCUGCUCCUUCUAAGGAUGAAGCACCUGUAGCAGAGGAAUCCACUCCCACUGUUCAAGAAGCAGAAUCCAGUCCAGAGGUACAUGCAGAGUCUGCCACAGAGUAAUGUGCACCGUGCAGAUCAACAGAGAAAGAGGGAAAUGAAACGACAACAACAGAUAAUCAAGGCAUAUUUCCCUGUUGUACAGUGGAGUGGUCCCAGGUUGAGACAUUGGAGAACUUUGUUUGCAACAAGGAAGAUUUGAAAGCUUUUUAGUCUUUACUUUUUUAUACAUUUCCAGUCUCCCCAAAUUUCACUCUGCCUUUGUGGCUAUUCCUGAAGCUGCGAAAAAUGGGUGGCUACAUUGAAUAAUACAGAAAAUUUUGAAUUUGUCUCUCAUAUAUUUUUUGCAUCAGUAUUAACUCUCUUUAUUUGUUUUUGUUUUUGCAUUUUUAUACCAAACAAUGUAAACAUUUAUGAAAAUGUAUAGACAUCCCUGUGGAUUGAAGGCAGCUGGGUUAGGUAGGGGUCAAAGAGGGGUGCAGGGAUUGGGAAUGAGGGUUUUUACAUUUUGGCACCUUGAUGAGGUGUUACACCACAGACUAGCAUGUAGUAGUACAAAAACAGAACAACUGUUAAUUCAUCCACUACAGUUUUCAAUACAAAAAGUGAUUUUUCUUUUUUUUUUUUUUUUUUAUAAAUAAUAAUAAUAACAAGCCAAUUUAACUUACAAUGCCAAGUUUAAAACAGCAAUUUUAAAGGUCCUGGGAACUUUAGACCCUUUUUCUUUAUUUUUUAGCUCUAACAGUCUGUGAAUUCAGUGGAAAACAAUUUGCAUAUGCUUCACAGUGGAUUGCUGAUUCGAUGAGCUUAUUAAAGUGUAAGUAUGUAUAGAAGGGGUGUUUUAACUGAUUAUUGUACAAAUUAUAUCUUGAUCUCAAGAAGCACAUGCAGCUCUUCUAUCACCAAGUCUGUUUUUGUAAGUCAUCCUCAGAGCAUUGGAACUUUUUUUUUUUUCUUCUUUUUUUUUUAACUCAAACCAAGCUGUGACACGUAUUCCUGUUUAUACUGUGGUUUUGAUUACAACAGAUGAUGCUUUUUCAGUGGUCUUUUGACAAAAUUAAGGAACCUAUCAGAUGCAAUGUUUGUGUAGCAUCUUGUCUCUUUCUUUUGUAAAUAUUGGAGAAGCUUUUACCUUUGACUUAGAGAUUGAAUGUAACUUUGCUUACAAAAUUGAUAUUAAACUUCUCUGCUGAAGGUGUUCUAAAUUUUAUGUGAGCACACUAAAAGCAAAAUAAAUGUGAAUGAAAUUUGAA
This is a messenger RNA of Onychostoma macrolepis, 2180 nucleotides long. It is a transcript of the gene marcksa, whose product is annotated as myristoylated alanine-rich protein kinase C substrate a. The record is from RefSeq and is a predicted model, not a curated record. Lineage: Eukaryota; Metazoa; Chordata; Actinopteri; Cypriniformes; Cyprinidae. The transcript has 2 exons. Gene Ontology annotation, biological process: central nervous system development; actin filament organization. Gene Ontology annotation, molecular function: calmodulin binding; actin filament binding. The coding region runs from base 280 to 990 and encodes 236 amino acids. Gene Ontology annotation, cellular component: plasma membrane; cytoplasm; actin filament bundle.